CGUGAGCCACGCACACCAGAUUUACAACCAAGCACGAGAGAAGGAAAUGGUUGUGGCGGAGGCCGGCGACGAGAUGAGCCUGUCGAACAUGGUGCUGGGGUUCUACGAGGAGGCCGACCGGGAGCGGCGGCCCGAGGACGAAACCACCGUCGGCGACGGCGGCUGCAGCGACGACGAGAGGGCCGGCGGCGGCGCCGCCGCCGAGAGCAGCGCGUUCUGGGCGGAGCAGCUCUCCCAUUUGCAUGAGGUGCUGGGCAAGAUGAGCUCGGCGGAGAGCCGGAUCCGGGCGGACACGGAGGAGGCCGUCAGGCAUGCGCGGUCCGGCACCGCCACCGCGGCAGCUGGCGUCUGCUCCUCCUGCGCGACCCGCGCGACGGCCGGCGGUGGGUGCCGGGGCUGCACGCUCCGGUCCGUCGCGGCGCGGCUGCGCGACGCCGGGUACGACAGCGCCGUGUGCCGGUCCAGGUGGGCGCGCUCGGCGGAGUUCCCCGCGGGGGAGCACAGCUACGUGGACGUGGUGGUGCCGACGAGGAGCGGCAGGGCGGUGCGGGUGGUGGUGGAGCCCAGCUUCCGGGCCGAGUUCGCCAUGGCGCGCGGCGGCGCCGGGUACGGCGCGCUGGUGGCCGCGCUCCCGGAGGCGUUCGUGGGCAGGGCGGAGAAGCUGCGCGCCGUGGUCGCGGCCAUGUGCGCCGCCGCGAAGCGGUGCGCGCGGGAGAGCAGCCUGCACAUGGCGCCCUGGAGGAAGCGCCGGUACAUGGAGGCCAAGUGGCUCGGCACGCCGGACCGCCUCUUGGCAACCACCGGCGCCGGCGCGGGUGCCCCCGUGGCGGCCGGGUCCCCGGAGAGCGAGAAGCAGCGCAGGUUCAGGGCCUCCAUGCUGACGCUCGACUUCGGCGGCCGGACCGCCGUGGAGGUCGCGUGAGCGAUCGAUCACACUCGCACCUGGAGAUGGCUGCAACCUGUGAACUGCCGGCCUGCGAAAUUACCACGAAUACAUACAUACAUACAUACAUACCUAUGAAUUGAAUUCUCGUGUGGGAAUACACUGUUUGCUUGCUCCCUCGGUGAUCAAAACCGCCAAGGAUGCAGCUGCUCCUUCAUUUACCGAGCGCUUCGGGUAGGGGCGUUGGCCUCAAUGAUCUUUGCUCCGGUGAACCAACCCACCCAGCUAUCUCUUACGCAGCGAUCGACCACAGCCGAGGUGAUCAAUCGAUGAUAAAUGCCACACGUGUGGCACGAACACAUGGCAACUCUAGAUGUUUUUAUGACAAAUUUAGUGACGCGAGGAUGUUUAGUUGUCAAGUACGAUAACAUUUUUGUUCGGAUGCCAAUUUUUAGGGGUGUUUGGUUCCAGGGACCUUUUUAUGUUGGGAAUAGAAAAAGUCCCUAGCAAAUCAAAUAGGGUGAGACUUUUUGCUAAAAGUACUUAGAAGCACCUCCUUGAGAGUCUUUUUUAAAAAGUCUCAGGGACUAGAAAGAGUCCUAUGACUAAGAACCAAACACCACCUUAGUUUCUUUUGUUGUUUUUUCUUUUCGAAUGGCAACAUUGAUUGUAAAAACCGUCAGGGUCAAAGUGCUUCGUGCAACACGUGUGACCGUAAUCAUUUGAAAACAGUAUUUGGUUUGAUCUCUA
Molecule: messenger RNA, 1633 nt
Organism: Triticum aestivum (bread wheat)
Lineage: Eukaryota; Viridiplantae; Streptophyta; Magnoliopsida; Poales; Poaceae
Exons: 2
Coding region: 47-922 (291 amino acids)
Source: RefSeq, a predicted model, not a curated record